Aplysia californica (California sea hare) is the source of this 2430-nucleotide messenger RNA. RefSeq names its product trafficking protein particle complex subunit 5. The record is from RefSeq and is a predicted model, not a curated record. The transcript is spliced from 7 exons. Gene Ontology annotation, cellular component: TRAPPI protein complex; TRAPPII protein complex; TRAPPIII protein complex. NCBI's taxonomy places the organism in Eukaryota, Metazoa, Mollusca, Gastropoda, Aplysiida, Aplysiidae. Gene Ontology annotation, biological process: endoplasmic reticulum to Golgi vesicle-mediated transport. Bases 86 to 652 code for a protein of 188 amino acids.
AUAUUCCAAAGCCAAUUAGCCAAUGUCUGUCCGACAAAACAUUAAAAUACCUGGCAAAUGGCAAAUUAAUGGUUGAUAAACAAUCAUGUCGUCUCUAACUGGAAAGCAAAAAUCUUCAAAUUUGGAAAAGUCUCUUGGUAAAGGGAAGCCUGAGGUGAACAUUGCAACAUUCGCCGUGUUGUUUUCAGAGAUUGUACAGUAUAGUCAGAACCGGGUUCACACUGUGCCUGAGUUGCAAAACAAGUUGUCAGAACUGGGCCAACAUGUGGGCUCCCACCUGCUGGAUGUGUUAUUCCUCCGAGAGAAAGGUUACAAGAGAGAGAUAAAGCUGUUGAGCAUGCUGAUCUUUAUCAAGUCAACUUUCUGGAAGAUUGUUUUUGGCAAAGAGGCUGAUAAACUGGAACAAGCAAAUGAUGAUGACAGAACGUAUUACAUCAUAGAAAAGGAACCACUGGUGAAUAAAUUCAUUUCAGUACCAAAAGACAAAGGUAGUCUGAACUGUGCGGCAUUCACUGCUGGGAUUGUUGAGGCUGUUUUGAAUGGUGCAAAUUUUCCUGCCAAAGUGACGGUGCACUGGCACAAGGGCACCACCUUCAUGAUCAAGUUUGAUGAGGAUGUAAUCGCCAGGGACAAAAUGAUUGAGAGCAGAUAGAGAACAAGGAGCCAGGGACAAGAUGAUUGAGAGCAGAUAGAGAAUGGGGAGUCAGGGACAAGAUGAUUGAGAGCAGAUAGAGAAUGGGGAGUCAGGGACAAGAUGAUUGAGAGCAGAUAGAGAACGAGGAGUCAGGGACAAGAUGAUUGAGAGCAGAUAGAGAAUGGGUAGUCAGGGACAAGAUGAUUGAGAGCAGACAGAGAAUGGGGAGUCAGGAGAUAAUGGAGGAAGAAAGGGCAUGUAAGAUUGUUACAGGGAGGAUGAGGAACUAUACGAUAAUGGAGGAAGAAAGGGAAUGUAAGAUUGUUACUGAUAGGGGAGGAUGAGCAAUGGGACAAUAGAGAAAGAAAAGAAAACGUAAGAUUGCUGAAGCUCAACGAAAGUUUCUGCUUUGGCUUCUGAUGUUGGAGUAACAGGAUGGAAUUCUUCCUUCUUCUUUUCAGUUGUGUUCAGUAUAACCAGGCUAGCACAAACCUUUGGUUUAAAGUAUCUGUUCGCUGAGAAAUGUAGAAUUUCACAUCUGUUGAAUUUCAGAUUGUCUGUGUGUAAUAAAGUUUGCAUCUUCAAUCUUGACACUGAAAAAGUGACUUUCCAUUGUGUGGUUGAUCUGGUGUGGGCUGACCUGCUUCCCUGUCCCAAUCUGUCCCUGUGUGGGAUUUGCUUUUUCUUUUCUCGAAUGGUUUUAAUUUUUGUCUCCUGUGAAUGUGUAUUUUUUUUCUCUAAAGUUUAGCUUGAAAUGUUUGAAAAGAAAGUAAAGAAUUUGUGUGACUAAAAACAAGCUGAAGAAUGUGUGCCUGAUACAGUUAUUAUGAUUGACCAUUGUCUGGUUCGCCUAUAGUGCAGGUCUACUUUGUAGAUUAUACUUACUAGCCUUCUUAUGUCUGGUUCGCCUAUAGUGCAGUUCGUCUACUUUGUAGAUUAUAUUUACCAGCUUUCUUAUGUCUGGUUCGCCUAUAGUGCAGUUCGUCUACUUUGUAGAUUAUACUUACUAGCCUUCUUAUGUCUGGUUCGCCUAUAGUGCAGUUCGUCUACUUUGUAGAUUAUAUUUACCAGCCUUCUUAUGUCUGGUUCGCCUAUAGUGCAGUUCGUCUACUUUGUAGAUUAUACUUACUAGCCUUCUUAUGUCUGGUUCGCCUAUAGUGCAGUUCGUCUACUUUGUAGAUUAUAUUUACCAGCCUUCUUAUGUCUGGUUCGCCUAUAGUGCAGUUCGUCUACUUUGUAGAUUAUACUUACUAGCCUUCUUAUGUCUGGUUCGCCUAUAGUGCAGUUCGUCUACUUUGUAGAUUAUAUUUACCAGCCUUCUUAUGUCUGGUUCGCCUAUAGUGCAGUUCGUCUUCUUUGUAGAUUAUACUUACCAGCCUUCUUAUGUAGCUGAGUGUUGUGUGAGAGUCUUUAGUUUUCUGUGGAGCGAAUUGAACGGAAAGCCUGAUGAUAAAUGUAACUAUAUAUGUUAUUGUUAUGAUUGAAAAAUGCAUGAGUGAGUGAAUAAUGUGUUAAUGUAGUGGUUCUCUUUUCAACACCUCUCCUCUUCCAUGUAACUGUUCCCAGCAAUCAGUGGUUCAACGACACCCAUUGCUGUCAGAAAACAUUUCAUAGGCUCAGUUUUGGUCAAAUAGAUUGUGUCUCCAGAUAUUUAUUUUUUGUUAUGUCAGCUCUUUUCUGGCUCUUGUCAGACAGACUCUCUUUCAGGCUCAUGUGUCAUUAAAAAAAUCAUUAUUAAUUUAUUUGAUUAUAUCACUGUUGUUGGUACUUUUGUGAAAGUAAAAGUUGACAGUGCA